Rhagoletis zephyria (snowberry fruit fly) is the source of this 1724-nucleotide messenger RNA. The record is from RefSeq and is a predicted model, not a curated record. NCBI's taxonomy places the organism in Eukaryota, Metazoa, Arthropoda, Insecta, Diptera, Tephritidae.
AUGGCUCAACUUGGUGUGCUGAUGUUUGGUUUGGCCAGAUUAACGACCUCAUUAUCCGCUCCUUCCUACUUUACCUUCUCCUCCUCCUCCUCCUUCUCCUGCUCAUCAUCAUCAUCAGGCGCCGAAGACCCUGUCACCUGCUCAAGGCACCAGCACCAGCAGCAUCCUCAGCAGUCACAGCAAAGCUGGAUGGGCACAAACGACACGCCUCCUGACGAGUUACCGCUCACUUCCAUGUCCGCCAAUGGCAACUCAUCUGUCACAAUCCUGUCUGCCGGCGGUGGUGGUGGUGGUGGUGGUGGUCACAGCAGUGCGGCGGGCAAGUCGUCCGGCGCCGACAUGCAAAUGGCGGUGACGACGGCGGCCUCAGUCCCUCACGACCCCGAGGAGUGCGAGCGUCUGAAGCCAGCCAACGGUGACCACACUGCCUACGGCGCCGCCCCCAACGAGGUCAAUCACCACCACAAAGCCUGUGAUCAUUCCUCGCCGCUGAUGGACAACAGCUCCAACGGCUCGGCGCCCACCACCUCUGCCGCUGGCGGCUCUGCCAGGUUCGCCGGUGGCCCCGGCUGCGGCGGCGGCACAAAGAGGCACUCGGUGAUGCUCACCAGAGGCGACACUGACCUGUCCAUCGACCACGGCGGCUUUCAGCGGUUUCUGCCCAAGUUCAUGCACUUCACCUUUGCCGACCACGAGGCGGAGAACCUCUAUCACGAGUACUACAGCAAUGAGAAGCGGUCCGACUUUCAGGCUCUGAUCCUCAUAGUGAUUCUGGUGAACGCCGUCAUCCUCCUCCUGCACAUCCUCGCCUGCGUCUGCGGCAAGACGGCGCCCAACCUCGCCUCCUCCGCCUCCAUCCGCCACCUGUCCAUUGUCGGCGCCUGCCUCGCCACCGUCCUCCUCCUCUGCGUGCUCUGUCUGCGCCGGUCGUCAGAGGGCGUCGCCUCUCGCCGCCUCUGGUCGGCCAUCCCCUUCGUCCUGUGGGCGGUGAUGCUCGUCCAGGUGGUCUGUGAUCUGUGGACGUACAGCGGGGGCGUGGGCCCGCCCGAGGCAGGCGGCGGCUCCAUGGUCUGGCUGCUGCUCUACACCUACUCCACAUAUGUUAUCUUCCCGCUGCGGUUUCGCCACCUCAGCGCGCUCAGCUGGGCAAUGGCCGCCCUCUACCUGCUCGAGGUCAUCCUCUCCGCCUCAAAGUCCUACAAGUUUAUUAAUCAAAUUUUGGCCAAUAUUCUAUUGAUCAUCUGCGUCAAUGUGCUCAGUAUGAUGUCUUUCUUUUUCUACGAACGACAACAAAGACGUGCCUUCCUCGAGGCCAGACAAAGUCUGGAGGCUAAAAUAAUUCUAGAAGAAGAAAGCGAAGAGCAGGAACGCCUUUUGCUAUCUGUUUUACCAAAACACGUGGCGGUGGAAAUUCGCAAAGACUUGGGAGCCGUCGUUGAGGGACAGUUCCAUAAAAUUUAUAUGAGCCGACAUGAAAAUGUCAGCAUUCUUUUUGCCGACAUCGUCGGUUUCACUGCCUUCAGCUCAACGGUUAGCGCCCCUGAGCUGGUCAAAACGUUAAAUGAACUUUUUGCAAGAUUUGAUAAACUUAGUGAGAAAUAUCAUCAACUACGAAUUAAGAUUCUUGGCGAUUGUUAUUACUGCAUCAGUGGAGCGCCUCAGGAGCGACCCGAUCAUGCGGUCCUCUGUGUACAUAUGGGCCUGUCAAUGGUCGAGGCGAUCAA